UCUACUUCCUGCGUCAUAGAAAUUAAAAGUCUGUUAACUGUGUGCAAAAACUAAUUUCAUUUUUUGUUUUUUCGUUAAGGGGGCGCGCGUUUUUUUUAUCAGUAUAUAUACAAUAGAGCGUUACAUUUAGCAGUUAUUUAUAAUAUCUGUUUGUAUUUUGUUUUUCUGCUGUUGCUGCUUCUGUCGCCACCAGACUUUUCAGUUUAGGCUAACGCAAAGAUGGCGGAAAAAGGAGAAAGUGGAGAGCCUGUGAAAGACAAAGACGAAGUAGAAAUUAUGAAGGCGCUUGUGGAUGAACUAUACAGUUUCAGAGAUUGCUAUUUUGAGACUCAUGAUGUGGAGCAAGCUGGCAGGAAACAAAAUGAUGUUAUGCAAAAGAUGGACCAAACACUAAAGAAACUGGAGGAGAAAGAAGAGUGUUUUAAACACAAAGCAGAGUUUUUACUACAAAAGGGCAGGUGUCUGAACGUGGCUCCAGACUUUAGUGCCGAAGCAGAGGAGUGUCUUUCCCGUUCUGUGAAGCUUGAUCCCGGCCUGGUUGAGGCCUGGAAUAUACUGGGGGAGCAGUACUGGAAAAAAGGAGACCUGGGCGGCGCCAAGAACUGCUUCACCGGUGCCUUGCAACAGAAUAAGAAUAAAGUCUCUCUACGCAACCUAUCUAUGGUGCUGAGGCAGCUGCCAGCACCCAGCAGCGACGCACAUGGCAAGCAGGUGCUAGAGAGCGUGGACAUGGCCCGGCAAGCAGUUGAGUUGGAUGUCAUGGAUGGGAAGUCUUGGCAUAUCCUGGGAAACGCUUAUAUUUCUUUGUUUUUCACCUGUGGACAGAAUCCACAGUUCUCUCAACAAGCUUUAAGUGCCUAUGCAAAAUCUGAGACUGUUGAUAGAGCAGCCACUCAUGACCCUGAGCUGCAUUUCAACAGAGCCACUCUGUUCCAGUUUGAGGAGAUGUUCGGGUGUGCGCUCGCCGGCUUCAGUCGAGCUGCAGUGUUGGACCCGAGCUGGGAGGAUCCAUCCAUAAAAGAGAAGCAGCUACUGGAGUAUUUGGAGAAAGUGGUGGAACUCAUACAAAACAAGGGAAAGGUGAAAGCUCGUCGGUUACGAACAAUGCUCUCAAAUCUCAACACAUCAGCUUUGGGUCCCUGUUCGUCUCCACAGUUUUGUUCUCCUUCUAGCCGUGUUGGAAGCCUAGAACCUCGAACUCUUUCCUCCCUCACACAUGGCCAAAAUGUGGGGGUGGCUGCUCUGGGAAAAGUGGUGUUCAGCUUGGCCUCUGAGGGCCGUAUGGCUUUUACAUUUGGCAUGGUUGACAGCGAGGAGGUGUGUAUAGUGGUGAUGGUCUAUAACACAGCUGACAGCUGGGGUGUUCUGAUUGGUGAUUCUGUGGUUAUUCCUGAACCCAAUGUCAAACGACACAGUAUUUCACACAAAGAUAAGACAUACGACUUUAGAAGUAUACGUGUAGACUCUCCUGUGCUCCUCAUCGUCAACGGCAAGAAGCAAAACAUCCAAAGUCAGAUUCCUGUCUCCAUCAGCUACAAGCCUCAUAGCGAAUGAACCCAGUUCCAGUAACAUCAACCACAUUUUUUGCUGGAUUUGUUGGGUUUUUAUUUUAUAAUGUUGAAAGUUUCCAAAGUUUGUACUUGUUUUUCCACAUUAUUUUGUAAAUAGACGUUGCCCUGUUGUCUUUGUUUAUAUUUAUGGACUUUUUUUUUGUUAUUCUGUUAUUGUGGUUCUCUAUAUAGUGUUGUUUAGUAAAUGAACAAAUCAGUGAUGAUGUAUGAUGUGACUUACGUUUACCUUAAAAAAAAAAAAAAAUUGUAGCAUGUUAAA
This is a messenger RNA of Melanotaenia boesemani (Boeseman's rainbowfish), 1830 nucleotides long. It is a transcript of the gene ttc5, whose product is annotated as tetratricopeptide repeat domain 5. The record is from RefSeq and is a predicted model, not a curated record. The transcript is spliced from 9 exons. NCBI's taxonomy places the organism in Eukaryota, Metazoa, Chordata, Actinopteri, Atheriniformes, Melanotaeniidae. Gene Ontology annotation, molecular function: protein binding. The coding region runs from base 220 to 1554 and encodes 444 amino acids.